AUGGUUACAGCUGUUCAACCAAUGUUUGGUCUUUUAAAACGACUCCACCUACAUCCAAUGGAAAAUGCUUUAAAUGAAUUAAGUCCACAAACUUCCCUUCUGCAAUCUAUAAAGUUUAAAGCCCAGCCAUUUCUGUUUCGUAAAACCAAAUCUGAAGAAAUACGACGUAAUCACGACAGUAUGGGCCAGAAGAGACCAUCACCUUACCUUUCUAACACGGACCUGAAAACUGCCAAACGUUCCCGCCGUGUUACGAAAUUAACUGAUAAGAUCGUAAAUCCCGUGGAUGUAAACUAUAAACCUAAUUAUGAGAACUCAAGCAUAAGUUAUUCAACUUUAUCUCCUGGGGUAACCCCAUCAAAUCCACCGAUCUUUCCAUCUCCUACUUCAAUCAAUUCCCCCAACCUUUCUGUAUCAAAUGUUUCAUAUUCUUUACGCAUCCCGAACUCUAGCGAAACCCCAGUAAUUUCUCAUCCGAAAUAUCCGUGCCUCCAAAACUCCCCGCACCCAGUUUGCCAGUAUCGAUCCCAAGUUACUCCCGUCGUUAAAAAUCAUCCCACAGAGUGCCAGACACGUAUUUCUACACGUAGUACGGAUUCAUUAUUGGAUGAGAAUCAUUUUGUGAUUGAAGAGGAAAUACCCGCUACUUCUAUUUGUGCAAAGGACUCCCUCCAUUUAAAUAAAAUAACUGGCCAUCUUAGUGGACAGAAUCCUAAGGAUGUUCGAUACGUGAGUCGCUCACGUAAUACCAGCAGAUUGUCUCCUGUAUCUUCAGUAUCUAAAAGAUAUGAUAAUUCGGACGAUAACAAAUGUGAUGUGAAGUUGAAAAACAAAGAUAAAAUUAUGAUUGUAUACAAAGAACCACCAAAGCGUCGGAAAUCUAUUGAUCAGCUCAUUGAACCUUCGAUUCAUGGAUUACCAGAUCCCGAAAUUUCCACUAAACCUCGUACACGAAAACCAACUCAAUUUUUACAACUUAAUGCACAAACUACUGAGCCUUCGUGUAAUGAUCGAAAGCCUGCCUAUCUCACUACUCAGUCAUAUUAUUAUGUGCCAGAUUUUACUAACCGUCAUCCCCGAAGUCCAGAAACUGUCCAAGUUCAUGUGAUGGAGCCGAGAGGUAUACCAAAGAUGUCCAAUUCAGCUGUUCUUAUUGAGGUUCCUAGCUGGCGUGUUAUACCUAUCCCAGGUGUCGAGAUCUAUAUGGAUUGUUCUUGUGGGAUAAAACAUUCCAAAUCAUGCCCCCAAAAACACCCAGACAGGCGAAAACUAACAGGUACGGAUACUCUUAAAUCAUGUAAUCUCCGCGCCUUACGAUCCAGCUUACUGACUAUUAACUCUGUCCAUUCAAAUAAAAAUUAUCCAACUCCAGAACUUAAGUCAAAAUCCAGGUCUAGAUCUUCCCAGACACAAAAAGAGCAUUACCAAGUUGGAGAACCUAUCAAAUCAGUUGGUGUUUUGGAUGAGAACAUAUCAGAUCCAGCAUUCCUUGCUCGCCAUUCGCGUUUGGAAAUUGAGGAAGUUCGUCACGAACGCUUAUCUCGCCAACGUACUGCAGAACAAGAACUAAAGCAACGUUUGGAAGAAAGGGAUCAAGCCAGUUGGCAUAAGAGACAACCUGGUCGUUUGGAUCCACUUCUGAAGUAUAGACCAGCUAGUCGGAUGCCGACUCAGCUCAGCUACACACUCAAGCAAGGACAUCAAUUUCACGUAGACAACUCUAUACCGGUGGUCGCAUUCGGUUGUCGUGUGCCAAUAGCCUCACUAAAACCGUUCACAAAGUUCAGCAUUCAAUAA
Schistosoma mattheei is the source of this 1797-nucleotide messenger RNA. Lineage: Eukaryota; Metazoa; Platyhelminthes; Trematoda; Strigeidida; Schistosomatidae. The record is from the annotation of a GenBank genome assembly.